Molecule: messenger RNA, 2645 nt
Organism: Anastrepha obliqua
Lineage: Eukaryota; Metazoa; Arthropoda; Insecta; Diptera; Tephritidae
Gene: RluA-2
Product: pseudouridylate synthase RPUSD2
Exons: 1
Coding region: 108-1778 (556 amino acids)
Biological process (GO): pseudouridine synthesis
Molecular function (GO): RNA binding; pseudouridine synthase activity
Source: RefSeq, a predicted model, not a curated record
UGCCGCAACCGUUUCAUCCCAGGUUGUUUACAAAUCUAUUUCGGGUAGUUCGUUUUGUGCUCCUUCCGUUAAAAUUGUUGGUUGUGGCGUUAAAUUAUCGUUUCUUAAUGCAUUUAACGAAAUUUGGAACGUUUUACCGUAUGUUACCAGGUUUCCAAAAUCAAGUUGUACUUAAAAUGCCACGACAUGCUCAAACGCAACACGGAGACGCGACGGUGGAUGAAGAAAACAUAGUGCUAUUGAAAAACAUACUCUACCAACCUGUUCCCACUACAGAGCCGCUGACUUGCACGUGGUUUUAUAAUGUCGAUCCCAGCGUAGUACCAGUUCGUAGGCACACAACAACGGUUAACAAUCUUGAAUUAAAAGUCGGUCAUCCGGAAAAGAGAAAAGCUGAAGAUGUAGAGCAGACAGAAGCAUUAAAAAAAGCUAGGUUUGAAACGAAGGCCUUAAAAGCAAAGCGCCCAGGAUUCUCCGAUGACAGAUAUGAUGAGACCUCUUACUAUUUUGAAAACGGAUUACGAAAAGUUUAUCCUUACUAUUUCACCUUUACUACCUUUACCAAAGGACGUUGGGUAGGUGAAAAAAUAUUAGAUGUAUUUUCUCGUGAAUUCCGCGCCCAUCCACCCGAGGAAUAUAAGCGUAGCAUAUUGACCGGGUCACUUAAAGUUAAUUAUGAACAUGUACCAGUCGAUUAUGUAUUAAAACAUAACGACUUGCUGUCCAAUACUGUUCACCGACAUGAAGUGCCUGUUACUGAUCAACCUAUUAGCAUAGUGCACAUGGACGAAGAUAUAGUGGUUAUAAACAAACCCGCUUCAAUACCGGUUCAUCCAUGUGGACGAUAUCGCCAUAAUACUGUUGUUUUUAUUUUGGCUAAAGAAUUCAACUUGAAGAACUUGCGCACAAUUCAUCGUUUGGAUCGGCUUACAUCUGGAUUAUUGCUCUUCGGUCGCACACCCAAAAAAGCGCGUUUAUUGGAACAACAGAUUCGAAAUAGGGACGUGGAAAAGGAGUACGUAUGUCGAGUCGAUGGAAAUUUCCCUGACGGUGUCGUCGAAUGUAAGGAACCCAUUGAAGUAGUCAGUUAUAAGAUAGGUGUUUGCAAAGUUUCGUUAAAGGGUAAAGAAUGCUCCACAACAUUUGAAAAAAUUGGUUACAAUGGCACAACAAGUGUACUAUUAUGCAAACCUUUAACUGGGCGAAUGCAUCAAAUACGUGUACAUUUACAAUAUUUAGGAUAUCCCAUUGUAAAUGAUCCGUUAUAUAAUCACGAAGUAUUUGGGCCGCUCAAAGGUCGUGGCGGAGAUAUUGGUGGUAGAACCGAUGAGGAACUGGUAAAAGACUUGAUCCACGUGCAUAAUGCUGAAAAUUGGUUGGGCAUCGAUGGAGAUUUCGGGAGCGAAGGAUUAAAUUUACCAAAACAAGAUUUUAUAGCAAAUGGCUCUACCGUGCCUGAGACUACUACCAAUACAGAUCUGUCAGCUGCUGACGUGAUUAAUACAAAUACUAAUUUGACAGAGCAAAAUAACGAAGGGCAUCCCAAUAAAGUGACAGUUGGAACGCAAACGGGGCAUGAUCCUCCUGAUUUUGCGUAUAAUAAAGCCAAGCUAAGUGUUGAUAAGGAUUGUUAUGAGUGUAAAGUACGCUUCAAAGAUCCCAAACCGAAGGAUUUAAUUAUGUAUUUGCACGCAUGGAAGUAUAGAGGUCCUGGUUGGCAAUAUGAAACACAGCUACCCGACUGGGCAGGCUCAGAUUGGAAGGAAACCACAGAAUAGGAAUUAUUACCAAUUUCAAUUAUUUACAGCUGUGUCAUUCUGGUAUAUAAUGAAUGGAUGAAUAUUAGAAUCAAUUUUAUACAGUUUGUACUGAUAAAGUUAUUUUUAUUGUAGACGUGUAUGUUUGUAAACUAGAAAAUUUCGACUAUUUGUUAAGCAAUUAGGCAUUUAAUUUCUGUUUGAUAUAAAUCAAAGUAUAAUCAUGUGUAAAUAUAGUAAUCAUAAUGGUUACAAAACCUUAUAAACCUUAACAAUGACUUAUAAAUAAUAUAAGUAUUGUUUGACGAUAUAGUUUACAUGUAAAUUUAUCAACGAUUUCUACGCAUACUUUUUUUAGAUCACAUUGACCUCUUAAAAUGCUCAAAAAUUUGAAAAACUAUUUUUAUAGCGUGGAAGAGAGAGAGGGAGACAUAAUAAAUAUUUAUGUGUUUAUGGAUUCAUAUCAAAUUAUACCCCAUUCUUUCUACUAUUAAACUUUUAUUGUAAAACAUAUUCAUAUGCAAAGCCGUUUAAAGUAAACCAACUAUCAAUUUCUCUAAAUAUUAAUCUAAGAUUAAAUUUUUACAUAACAUACAUAAAUUUAGAAAUACAUACUUACAGUUAAUUCACAAAUAAUGAACCCAUACGUAUAUAAAAGUUUCAUUGUUUUUUCCUACUAAAUAAAGUUUUCAUCAUAACCUGUUGAUACACAGUGACUCUUACACUUAAUCGUACACGCAUACUGAGUGUUCAAAUUUAAUCACAUAUAAAAUUUAUAAAUAUUUGCAUCCAAUAUUUUUAUAAAGGGAAAUAAAAGUAAAGAAAUUCUGACAAUUUAUGACGAAACAAUUAAACCAAGGCGUAUCUUUAAAAGUUGGUCGUAUUAAA